UAGUUUUUAUUCAACUACAGGUCAUGAGGUGAUUAAUUAUUCAUGACACUCCAAACGUGGUUUGUGUAAAGUGGCAAUUCACACCCAUUUUGCGAUGUUUCUAUCUUGUGAUUGGAGGGCCUGUCCUCUGGUCAUGUCUCUCUAUGCGAUAGCGCUGCAUUCCGACCGCGAUAAGCAUUAUGGGAAACAUAGUUUCAGGAUAAAACCCAUUUCCAUGAUUAUACCGUUUUGAGAACGAUUUAAGGAACAAAGAACUACAUUUCCCAGGCUGAUUUAAAGGAGGCGUUUACCUUCUCGAUCAGCUGAAAUAUGAUGGGUUCUUUUCAGCUUACAAGUUUUGCUCAUGCACUUCAAAGAUGACAGAGGGAACGUGUCUGCAGAGAAGGGGAGGCCCCUAUAAGACUGAGUCGGUGAUGGAUCUCAGCCGCUGGAGGUUGAGUAAUGUGGAAGGCAGACAGACUUUGAGGUACAUUGAGGAGGCAGACCAUGUGGACAGACAGCAGAGCAUGCUGGAAUCUCACUCUCUGGGACUGGACGUGGGUGAGUUGGCAUCCCCUGCCGCACUGACUGCAGUAGAAGCUGCACUGAAGGGAAUGGACUUCUACAGCUGUCUCCAGGCUGAAGAUGGACACUGGGCUGGGGAUUAUGGUGGACCACUUUUCUUACUUCCAGGUCUGCUCAUAACCUGUCAUAUUGCGAAGAUCCCUCUGCCAGAUGCAUGGAAGCAGGAAAUGGUUAGAUACCUUUUAGGGCCUGUGAUUUUGUUGAUCAAUAUGUUGGUACGCUGGUAUGUGGACGGACCCACAUCACCUGCCUUUCAGGAGCAUGUGUCAAGGAUUCCUGACUAUCUAUGGCUGGGUCUGGAUGGUUUGAAAAUGCAGGGUACAAACGGAUCACAGCUAUGGGACACUGCAUUUGCAGUACAAGCAUUUCUUGAGGCAGGAGCCAAGGACAUACUGAGGUUUACAGAAUGCCUAACACAAGCCCAUCAUUUCUUUGAUCUGACCCAGAUCAAAGAUAAUCCUCCGGAAUAUAAGAAAUACUAUAGACAAAUGAACAAGGGAGGUUUUCCCUUCAGCACACGGGACUGUGGUUGGAUAGUUGCGGACUGUACAGCGGAAGGGCUGAAAUCUGUGAUGCUGCUGCAGGAGCAGUGCGGUUUCCUCAAAGAAAAAGUUCCUGCAGAAAGACUCUAUGAUGCUGUCAAUGUGCUGCUAAGCAUGAGAAAUCCUGAUGGAGGGUUUGCCACGUAUGAGACCAAACGUGGUGGAAAACUGCUAGAGCUGCUGAACCCAUCUGAAGUGUUUGGUGAUAUAAUGAUUGAUUACACGUAUGUUGAGUGUACCUCAGCUGUAAUGCAGGCACUGAAACACUUUCACAGCGUAUAUCCUGAGCACAGAGCUGAAGAGAUUAGGACAACUCUUCAGCAGGGGCUGAACUACUGCAGGAGGGUUCAAAGACAUGAUGGCUCGUGGGAAGGGUCCUGGGGAGUCUGUUUCACAUAUGGAGUCUGGUUUGGUUUGGAGGCAUUUGCAUGUAUGGGCCACACUUUCCAAAGCGGGUCUGUUUGUGUGGAGGUGAAACGCGCCUGUGAGUUCAUGCUGUCGAAGCAGAUGGAGGAUGGAGGCUGGGGCGAGGACUUUGAGCCAUGUGAGCAACGGCGCUACGUUCAGAGCAAGAACUCACAGAUCCACAACACCUGCUGGGCUUUGCUGGGGUUGAUGGCUGUCAGAGUGAUCGAGCGAGGCAUUCAAGUUCUGAUUGAUAAGGAGCUGCCCAAUGGAGACUGGCCACAGGAGAACAUUUCUGGAGUGUUCAAUAAAAGCUGCGCCAUCAGCUACACCUCUUACAGGAAUGUGUUUCCUGUGUGGACACUGGGCCGUUUCUCACGGCUCUACCCCUGCAGCCCUCUGGCUGGGAAACUCCAGCUCUAAGUCAGAUACUGUGUACUUGUGCCUCAAAUAAGCAAUAUCUGAUCAAAGACAAUUCUUAUUUGAAACAAACCUGUUUGCUGCUCUUUAGAAAGUAGGACUGAUUUAUCAAAGUCUUUAGAAUAUUAUCUACAGAAUAGUUGAUUCAUUUUUGUGCUCCUUUAACCACGGGACAAAGGCUUUGUAUUCUGUAGAUGAUUCUGUAAUUAAAUGUGAUUUUCUGUACUCUUACAAUAAAUCGUUUUAUAUU
This is a messenger RNA of Sinocyclocheilus grahami, 2181 nucleotides long. RefSeq names its product lanosterol synthase-like. The transcript has 17 exons. Gene Ontology annotation, cellular component: lipid droplet. Gene Ontology annotation, molecular function: lanosterol synthase activity. Lineage: Eukaryota; Metazoa; Chordata; Actinopteri; Cypriniformes; Cyprinidae. The coding region runs from base 357 to 1934 and encodes 525 amino acids. Gene Ontology annotation, biological process: cholesterol biosynthetic process; triterpenoid biosynthetic process. The record is from RefSeq and is a predicted model, not a curated record.